AUGGCGAACUCUCGGCGGUCUAGCACAUCUUCUAUCGAAUCAGAAGCCAAAUCUGAUGUUGAGUCUUCAGGACUGCCCUCGGACCAGGAACACUUUGGACCAUCAUUGGAUCAGAAAGCGCAAUCUCGAACCAAGGAACAACCCUCCGGAAGCCAUGCCAUAUCUGACCAUAUACCAAAUGGUGGAUUUACCGCAUGGUUACAGGUGCUGUCAGGCUUCAUGUGCUUCAUGAGCUCUUGGGGAUUCGUCAACGGGUUCGGUGUGUUCCAGGACUUUUACAGCAGUACUCUCAUACCGAAUGUUAGCAACUCGGACAUCUCUUGGAUCGGGUCGAUACAGGCCUUCUUGCUCUGUAGUGCGACCGUGUUUGCCGGACCCAUCUAUGACCGUGGACAUCCUCACCUGCUCGUUGUGUUCGGCUCUGCGCUCGUUGUUCUCGGAACGAUGAUGACAAGUCUCUGCUCUGAGUACUGGCAACUCAUGUUAGCCCAAGGCCUUUGCGUUGGGUUUGGAGCCGGAUGUCUUUUCCUGCCUUCAAUCGCCAUCAUCCCUUCAUACUUUACAACCAAGAAGGCCUUUGCUAUGGGCAUUGCUGCAUCAGGCUCAAGUUUUGGUGGUGUCAUCUACCCUAUCAUAUUCCGUCGCAUCGAACCUCAAAUCGGAUUUGGUUGGGCUACUCGGGUCAUUGGUUUCAUCUCGUUGGCCACUCUGCUUAUCCCUUGUCUCUGUAUCAAAGCUCGCGCUUUCCCAAAGACACGCAGGAAGCUAUUGGACUUUGCCGCAUUCAAGGAACCCGCCUAUGCUCUGUUCAGUCUUGCCAGCUUUGUCGGCUUUGUUGGGCUGUAUGUUCCUUUCUUCUACAUCUCCACAUAUGCCAGGGAUGUUUCUGGCCUGGAAAAGACGCUUUCAUUCUACAUGCUUCCCAUUAUGAGCGCUGGGUCGAUCGCUGGUCGAAUUAUUCCUGGCCUUGUCGCUGAUAGGGUUGGUGCUUUGAAUGUGCUCGGUUGCUGUAAUCUAUGCGCCAGUAUACUCGGAUUCUGUUGGAUUGCCAUUCACCACACUGCUGGCGGUCUGAUCGUGUGGGCUCUACUCUAUGGUGCUCUUUCAGGUGCCUUCGUCAGUUUGCAACCCACCACUGUGGCAUCGAUCACCACAGAUCUUAGUACGGUCGGUGGAAGGAUGGGUAUGAAUACUUUCUGUGCUUCUUUUGGGAUCCUCAUUGGUACGCCAAUCGCAGGUCUACUUGUAGGUAGUGGCAACUGGGUGGGCAUGCAGAUCUUUUCAGGUGCCACUCUCUUAGGUGCCGCGAUACUGGUGAUGACCACUAGAGUUUCCAUCACUGGGUUGGAGGUUUCUGUCAAGGCUUGA
This is a messenger RNA of Aureobasidium vineae, 1368 nucleotides long. NCBI's taxonomy places the organism in Eukaryota, Fungi, Ascomycota, Dothideomycetes, Dothideales, Saccotheciaceae. The record is from the annotation of a GenBank genome assembly.